AUGCUUGGGUAUGCACUCAAUGGGUCGCCUCCUGGUGAUGUGGUUGUGGCGGUCGGUGUUAUUCUUUUUGCUGGCUAUCUACUGCAGUUCUCUUUUUCAAUUGGGUCCAAGUUGCCAUUGAUCAAUUCAAACUCCAUUUUGGAUUUUGGAAGCAUGAAGUCUCGUCGUUCCUAUGUCACUGGCGCGGCAGACCUGAUCAAAUCCGGGUUUGCUCAGUCUGCUAAGGGGUUCCGGCUGAUCACAGACAAUGGAUGCCAAGUUGUACUCCCACCGAAAUAUCUCAAUGAGAUUCGAAAUCAUCCCGACAUGAGUCGCGACAAGGCAUCCGCGAAGGAGUUGCAUUCCCAUCUUCCUGGCUUCGAGCCAUUUCGUGAAGGAUCAAAAGAUGAGCGAAUUAUGCACGAUGUUGUGCUGACGAAACUGACACGCACACUGGGGCGUGUCACAGAGGAUCUGUCAAAGGAGACUGCCUUGGUGGUUCAAAAACACUGGACUGAUGAGAAGGGUGAGUUGAAGUACAAGUUUCUGUCGGGGUUCAAAUGGAACGCUAACAUGAAGACAGAAUGGCACGCCAUAUCUCUCCGAUCUACCAUCACUCCGAUGCUGGCCCAAAUGUCCUCCAGGGUAUUCUUGGGUGAAUUUCUGUGUCGAGACCCCAGCUGGCUCCAUAUCACCAUCAACUACGCCGUCCAUGUGAUUCGCGCGACCGAAAAAUUGCGACAAUGGCCGAAGAUGCUGCGACCUUUGGUAAAUUGGGUGCUCCCUUCGUGCCGAAUGAUUCGGUCGGAUAUGAAACAGGCCCUUGGGCUAAUCACACCGAUCCUGAACAAGAGACGAGCCGACAGAGCAGAUGCUAUCAAGGCAGGAGAAGCCCCAACGCAGUACAAUGAUGCUAUUGACUGGAUGGAGGAUGUUGCCAAAGGUCGCCCAUACAAUCCAGCGAUCUCACAACUUCUGCUUUCUAUGGCUGCUAUUCAUACCUCGGCGGACAUGCUGACACAGAUUCUAUUUGACAUCGCUGCCCAGCCAGACCUGGUCAAGGCUCUGCGAGAGGAGAUAAUAACUGUGACUCGCGAGAACGGUUGGAAUAAGAUCUCACUGUACAAGUUAGUGCUUAUGGACAGUACAAUCAAGGAGAGCCAACGACUGAAGCCCGUCGCAAUCACGCCAAUGCGCCGUCUUACUACCACCGACGUUGAGUUAUCAGACGGAGUCUUCAUCCCCAAAGACACCACAAUCUUGAUCUCCGCGGAUAGCAUGUGGGAUGAGAAAAUCUAUGAAAAUCCCGAAAAGUUCGACGGCUAUCGUUUUCUCAAAAUGCGUGAUGUUCCUGGUCAACAGACUGCUGCUCAACUGGUUGCGCCUUCUCCAAUUCACUUGGGCUGGGGCUUUGGGCAGCAUGCCUGUCCCGGAAGGUUCUUUGCUGCCAACGAAAUGAAAAUUGCUCUUUGCCAAAUCCUUCUCAAAUAUGACAUCAAGCUCGAUGAGGCAUCUCUACCACAAGUCAGGCGAUUUGGAGUAUCUAUGACUGCUGAUUCAACCGCGAAUCUGCUCAUUCGAAGACGAGAAGAGGAAAUGUCCCCAGAGGACUUAGGAUGUCAGGUUUGA
Messenger RNA from Penicillium egyptiacum, 1608 nucleotides. NCBI's taxonomy places the organism in Eukaryota, Fungi, Ascomycota, Eurotiomycetes, Eurotiales, Aspergillaceae. The record is from the annotation of a GenBank genome assembly.